Messenger RNA from Vespula pensylvanica (western yellowjacket), 5093 nucleotides. RefSeq names its product nuclear factor 1 X-type (gene NfI). Gene Ontology annotation, molecular function: RNA polymerase II cis-regulatory region sequence-specific DNA binding; DNA-binding transcription factor activity, RNA polymerase II-specific. Gene Ontology annotation, cellular component: nucleus. Gene Ontology annotation, biological process: regulation of transcription by RNA polymerase II. NCBI's taxonomy places the organism in Eukaryota, Metazoa, Arthropoda, Insecta, Hymenoptera, Vespidae. The record is from RefSeq and is a predicted model, not a curated record. The transcript has 13 exons. The coding region runs from base 798 to 2807 and encodes 669 amino acids.
CCCGCGCGCGUCCACCAGCAGAUACGCGCGUCUCGACGGCCGGCGUCUCAGUGUCGUCGCGACGACCGACGUCGUACUCGCGCUCCGUCCUCGUAUUUUCGUAAACGCGUCGUCUCGCGGUAUCAUUUCGAUUCGUGCGCGUGAAGAAAUCGAGAAGUCAUCUAAAAAACACUACUCGUCCAUCGACGUAUGUACUUAGAUACAUAUCAUCGGAAAUGUCAUUGAUUUCGUUGCUGUCGUCGAUCAAAAGGAGGACUCGAGAAGGACAACGACGUUAUUAGGAACCGAGAGAUCAAGAAAAAUCGAUAUCGAAUUGAUUCGUAUAUAAAUAUACACAGGAACACACACAUGAACACAUUUAUAUAAGUAAUUGUGUGUGUUGUUUUAGAUUAUAUUAUUAUUAUUAUUAUUAUUAUUUUGUUUUGUUUUUUAAUCGCGCGUUUUGGUGUUUCUAUCACGCCUAUUAUUUCUACAUAAUAUAACAAGUUCGUAUUCGAUCUUUCGGUCUUUCGUUUGUUCGUUCGUCCGUUCGUUCGUUCGUUCGUUCGUUCAUCGUCCGUCGACGACGUCGUGUCGACGAAGAAAAAGACGGAACCCGCGUUAUUCCGGCCGCGAGUGUGCGACGCUCGCGCGUGCAGAUGAGGCCACGAUCGAUCUGCGAAAGGGUGGCGGAGGAGUAUCGCGACGAGGAGUAUCGUCACGGGUACUACGAGAAUCGGUGCUUCUGACAACCGGACGAGCGGAGGGACAGACAGACGGUAGUGUGCCACAACAGUCGCGGUGCUUGCGAAUACUCGAUGGAUGAGUUCCAUCCAUUCAUUGAGGCCCUCCUACCAUUCGUGAAGUCUUUCUCGUACACGUGGUUUAAUCUACAAGCCGCCAAGAGGCGUUACUAUAAGAAACACGAGAAACGGAUGAGUCUCGAAGAGGAACGUCAGUGCAAGGAGGAACUCCAGAACGAAAAGCUGGAGGUGAAACAGAAAUGGGCCUCGCGGCUUCUGGGAAAGUUACGAAAGGAUAUCACGCAAGAAUACAGAGAAGACUUCGUACUGAGUAUUACAGGGAAGAGGCCAGCCAUGUGUGUCCUCAGCAAUCCUGAUCAAAAGGGCAAAAUGAGGAGGAUCGACUGUUUGAGGCAAGCCGAUAAGGUAUGGCGAUUGGACCUGGUAAUGGUGAUUCUCUUCAAAGCAAUUCCGUUGGAGUCGACGGACGGGGAACGGCUUGAGAAGACCGCGGAAUGCGCUCAGCCGGGCCUCUGCGUCAACCCCUAUCACAUCAACGUCUCCGUCCGGGAACUCGAUCUCUACCUCGCCAAUUUUAUCACCAGUCACGAGGUCCUAAAUGGCAUCUGCAAUGCGAGCAAAGAAGAGGAGAGGCGGCGAAAAGGUGCAGGAUACCACGAACUUUAUAACGGUGUCGUGUGCAAUGACACGAUCCUCGCGACAGGUGUCUUCAGCUCGAAGGAGCUCUGGAUGCUUUCAAAAGCGUCCAUACUGCAUGACCUCAGCGACAUGCAGCCUCAAAUAAACGCGAUCAAAAUAGAGCACCCGCCGUACUACUGCAGCAGCUACACCCCUCCAUCCGCAGCCACGGCCGCGGAUCAUGCUCAGCCUGCGGCUAGCUUCAGUCCACCACCGGUACACCAGCUGAUAAGAAACGACAAGACUGAAAAAGCUCCGACGGUCUCGGUCUCGAGUGCGGCGACAUUUUCGCCAGUUCUCAGGCCAGAAGAUGGUCAUCGUGGAAUGGACUCGCCUCAUUCGCAGACGGGAUUGCAUUCACCCCACGAAGGCAUGGCCGGUGGUUCCGGUCAAAGUAUGUCCGGUCUCGCUUACUAUCAACCUGAACAUCCUGCCUCAACGGGAGUGGUCAAGUAUCCGGAGAACGGUCACGAUACCCUUUCGGAUUUCGUGACGUUCGUUUGUCAAGAAGCUGAAAAUACGCAGCAACUACCCCAGGCGCAGCUAGCGGGACCGCGUACUGGCAUACAAAAGUUCUCACAGUAUUAUCCGAGUUCGAUGUUACCGCCACCACCACCGGCUCCAAUGGCGAGACCGGUUGCGAUCAUCAGGUCGACGGGAGAGUUGACUGGUACGAGCGCAAAUUCGCCGCCAACUUCCUCAACAUCUCCGACGGAUCCGAGCGAGCUUGGACCCAAUCAACAGGAACAGAUGGCAGCAGCGGCGGCGGUCGGCUUGGUCAGUUCGGCCUGUCAGAACUCUGUCGACCCAGCCGGUAGAAAAAGUCCCGCGAGAAUCCUUGUCACAGCACCUCACACCAGCAGGGAAUACACGUUCGCCCAUUUUCACUCUCAACCAGGACAGCAAAUCUUUACGUACCCUACUAUCAGUUCGAUGUCAGGAGUAAUAUCUCCGACGAAUCUCUCACUGUUCUCGUCUCCGGUUUCGGUGACGAGACCGGUAGCCACACAAAGGUCGGUCUCGAAUGUACCACCACGCUGGAAUACAACGCCGUUUAUCAACCUAGAGGAUGAUUAUAAUAUGAUAGCACCUAUCAUCGCGGGAACAACUAGUGAGCCACCACCGACUAUGGAUGAAGAUCGGUAUUUCCAUCCGGUUCAUACGAGCAGCGUCGUGGACAAAAGUGGUACUGGUAAUCUCAUGGGAACCGACUUAGGCGUGGCUACCGAUCCCACGUCGCAUCACCAUCAACAACAACAACAACAACAGCAGCAGCAACAACAACAACAACAACAACAACAGCAGCAACAACAGCAACAACAACAGCAACAGCAACAGCAGCAAGUGAUGCAGGACAAAAGCGGUAGACCCAAAUCUCCCCCGUGACACUGGGGUCUUCGACCGGAAAGUCUCGCGACUUCAACGGCGCCAUGUUCCACGGGGUCGUUACUCACUCCCAUCCACGAUAACAGUAACCAAUUAUAUCACCCCGAUAACGAGGGUGAACAUUCGGAUUCCUCAUGUCGCGUCCAACGUCGCGAUUUGAGUUUCCGGAGAAUCGAGUGCCUGAGAGUCUGAACGUACUAUAAUUUCAUGUAAGCGUAAAAACCGUCGAUUACCCUUCGUACGUCGAACGUGCGUUCGAGAUUUGACUCCUCGAACGGACGUAAGUAAAGACCUCCUUUCUCUCUUCUCCUCUUCUUUUAUGCUACAACCUCAUAAAAAGAAGAAAAAAAAUGCGCAACACGAAAUCAAAUAACGUCUCCUUCUCCUCGCUAUUCUACUUCUCCUUACUUUCUCUUCCAUUUUCGUUCUAUGUUUCUCUUUGAAUACCUUUCACAUAACUUUCCAUACCCCGAUCGAUCUCACUUCGCGAUACGAAAGGAAUCUUGUGGAGAUUCACUUUCAACGUGCCAAUUGCGAUGAGGAAGGAAGAAAAAAAAAUAGGGAUCGAUCGGUGACACCGAUUUAAGUUCUACUUAUUCUUUGUUUUUCUUUUCUUUUCUGUUUUCAAACGAUCCACCAAUUACGACGCUGACGAUUAUAACGACGAUCGAUUGAUUGAUCUAAAGGAACUACAUUAACGCUCAGACCUAGUGCUAAAUAUAUCUGCUAGUGGAAAAAAAUAUAAUAACGAAGGACUAGCGCGUGCUAGUCACCAGAGGCUGCUAGUUAGAAACAAAGUGAAUAUUUCUUAUUUCAUUACUCGAACUCGAUAAGCAGUUAACUGAUUAAUAUGUUGUACGUACAUAUAUUUAUACAUACAUACAUAAAUACAUACAUAUAUAUGUAUAUAUAUAUAUCAAUAUAAUAUAUAUAUAUAUAUAUAUAUAUAUAUUAAUAUAAUAUAUUAACGGGAACAGCGUUAAUGCGGGUGGAACGAUAUUAUGCUUGCUCGUUAACGCUAGUAAACAUCAGUCCUAUCAAGAGAAAUUACCGAUUAUUAUUAAUAUACGAUCUAAAUGUUGCACCGAACGUGAUCUAAUUUGCAACAAAAUCCUAAACGAUCGUUCCAUGCGCAAAAUUACGAUGAAUCUACAAACGCAUGGAUGAUAAAAUAAUAUAUAUAUGUGUGUGUAUGUACACACACACACACACACACACACACACACACACACAUGUUAAAAAACAAGCAGAGAAAAAGAGAAUAGAGAAAGAGAGGAGACGAACCAAUGUCCAAUCCGUGACUCCUAAAACGUUACCUAAAAUUUACCCGUAUUCCCAACAAACUUCCUCGUCCCUAAUCUUCCCCCACCCCGAUACUCACCGCCCUAUUGUAAAAGUAAAAAUGCGCUUAAUAUACUCGCUAGUUGACCAGAUAAUAGUUAAUGAUUUCUAGGUUUAUAAAAAUGGUUACACUUUGUUUCCUCUCCUCGAGUAAGAUUGAAAGAGUGUACGCGACCUCUUUCGUUUAGUCAUCGCCAAAACCUUAAGCUUUAGAAAAGAGAGGAGACUAUUAUUUAAACGUUGUUACGCACAAAAGCAUUAAAAAAAAAAAAAUAAAUAAAAAAACAGAAAAAUGAAAAGGAUUUAGCGCAAAUAAUCCAUUCGAGAUCGUAUUUAACGAGAAGUAUGUAAGUACAAACGUACAAUUAUUAAAUUAAAAUGAAAUAGAAAACAACUCGGCUCGAACAAAAGAGGAAGCGUUUCGUUUCUUUAUUUCUUUUUUUUUCAUUUCUUUUUAUUUUUCUUCUUUCUUUUUCUUUACACUCUGUCAAUCGAUUCGUAGUGAUAGUACAAAAAAGAAGAGACGCGUUUUACAGCAGCAACGAGUAUGUCAAUAAUAAAAGGAUAGAUACAAAGCGCCGACGAUAAUAUAUUAUUAUCCCUCCGAGGAAGAAUUUAAAGGAUGCUUAUACUGCUACUAAUUCAUUAUAUGAAGCAACGAUAUUAUUGCUACCACUAUUGUUAAUACCUUAUAUUACGAAUUAUUAUUACUAUUAUCGUACCAACGUAUUAUCACCACCAUCACCAUCGCCAUCGCCAUCACCAACACCAUCGCUACAACACCAUUACCAACGCCAACAUCAUUACCACUACCACUGCUGCUGCUAUGACUACUACUACUACUACUACUACUACUACUACUACUACUACUACUACUACUACUACUACUACUACUACUACUACUACUACUACUACUACUACUACUACUACUACUACUACUACUAC